Molecule: messenger RNA, 404 nt
Organism: Vanessa tameamea
Lineage: Eukaryota; Metazoa; Arthropoda; Insecta; Lepidoptera; Nymphalidae
Gene: SmF
Product: small nuclear ribonucleoprotein F
Exons: 3
Coding region: 121-387 (88 amino acids)
Biological process (GO): mRNA splicing, via spliceosome; spliceosomal snRNP assembly
Cellular component (GO): pICln-Sm protein complex; U1 snRNP; catalytic step 2 spliceosome
Molecular function (GO): RNA binding
Source: RefSeq, a predicted model, not a curated record
AGCUACAUCACUGAAUAUUAAUUGUCAUUGUCACUUUGUAAUCUUUGCUUCCAUACAAAACGACGCGGCUUUUAGCAAUUCGCGGCUUUUAGUUCAUUAGUACUAAAAUAAAACACAAAAAUGGCGGCGGCUAUGCCUAUUAACCCUAAACCAUUCCUCAACAGCCUUACGGGCAAGUCAGUUCUUGUUAAAUUAAAGUGGGGUCACGAAUAUAAAGGCUUAUUGGUUUCAGCAGAUGGAUACAUGAACUUACAACUAGCCAAUACAGAAGAGAUUGUUGAUGGAUCUUGUACAGGUAAUCUUGGUGAAGUUCUUAUAAGAUGCAAUAAUGUGUUAUAUGUUAGAGGAGCGGAAGAAGAAGAUGAAGAAGGUGAAAUGAAAGAAUAAAUUUAGAUAUAAUUUGU